This is a messenger RNA of Drosophila arizonae, 1285 nucleotides long. RefSeq lists its product as uncharacterized. NCBI's taxonomy places the organism in Eukaryota, Metazoa, Arthropoda, Insecta, Diptera, Drosophilidae. The record is from RefSeq and is a predicted model, not a curated record.
CUGACCACAGUGUUUGACCAUUAUUGAUCCAUUAAUUAUGUCCGAUAAUAUAAACUACAAUGCGGAUGAGCUGGAAGCACCCGCCUGGCUAGACGAGCAAUUCCUCUGGGAUGCGCUAGUGAAGCACUUUAAGGAGCCCAGUCUAAUAGUGACCGAUUCAGAGAUAUCCCCGGCGAGUGCUAGAGGAGAUCACUAUGCGAGUGUCAUGUUCCGGGUCCAUGUUGAGUAUUCGAUACAAAAGAGAAAGUUUUCCAAGUCGUUGAUUAUUAAGACAAUGCCUGAGGCCGAGGGACACAAGAAGGAGUUUCUGGCCGACUCGAAGAUAUUCCAAACGGAGAUUGCGAUGUUCACUCAAGUGCUGCCCAAGUUCAGGGCAAUUCUUCGUGAGGCGGGGGAGGAGAUUAAAUUUUGUGCGACCUGCGUCUAUCACACCUUGCACCCGAAGCAGGUGAUGAUUUUUGAGGACCUGUUGCCCCAGGGCUACUACGUAAUCCGGAACAGAUUUGCCAACACAGACGAGCUUCGAUCGGUGCUCGGAAAACUUGCCAAAUGGCAGGCGGUUAGCUUCAAGCUAUUGAAGGAUCAGCCCGAAAUAUUUGAUGAGCUGCAGUUUGAUUUAACGACCAUACCAAACUUUUUGGAGCAGGACUUUAUGAAGGACGCCUUGCCUAAUUUCAUAGACAUGAUCAGUCAGGAGGAAAAUCUGAAAGAGUAUCGCAAAUACUUUGAGCCCAUGCGAGAAAACCUUCUUCUCCGCUGGCAAGACGUGAUUCGGGAGUAUCGCGAGAAUCGACAGGCCAACGCGUAUUAUGUGCUAUGCCACGGCGACUUUCAUAUCCGAAACAUGAUGUUCAACAAGGACAGCGACUGCAUGCUUCUCGACUUCCAGCUGUCCUACAUUGGAUCCAUAGCCAACGACUUGCACUACGCCAAAUAUAUGCUGUUGAGUCCCAAUGACCGAAAGGAUAGCUGCGAUGCUCUGCUCUACUACUACUUCGAUACCUUCGUCAGGACUUUGUCAAAAAUCGGAUAUCAAGGAGAGAUGCCCAGGUUAACAGAGUUUCGAAAACAGAUUUUCGAUAGGAGGUACAGCGAUAUAAUGUUGUUCACCAUAUUUUUGCCCGGAGCUUAUAGCAUGCGUAGGGGCGACGAUCCUGGCAAACUGCUACAGGAUAAAAGUCUACUCAAGCAGUUGUAUCAGGAUAAGGAUUACAAACAAGAACUGGAAUAUCUUUUGCCUCGAAUGCUGCAUUUGGGAUAUUUUGACCUGCAGAAAGAAAAAUAA